This is a messenger RNA of Mercurialis annua (annual mercury), 2929 nucleotides long. RefSeq names its product DNA ligase 1. The record is from RefSeq and is a predicted model, not a curated record. Bases 122 to 2464 code for a protein of 780 amino acids. Gene Ontology annotation, cellular component: nucleus; mitochondrion. Gene Ontology annotation, molecular function: ATP binding; DNA ligase (ATP) activity; DNA binding. Gene Ontology annotation, biological process: DNA repair; lagging strand elongation; DNA biosynthetic process. NCBI's taxonomy places the organism in Eukaryota, Viridiplantae, Streptophyta, Magnoliopsida, Malpighiales, Euphorbiaceae. The transcript is spliced from 17 exons.
UUGAACCUUUUUACUGUAAGUAAGAACAAAUCCGCGCCAAUCUCCCGCCAUUAUUUUCCCAGCAGUUACUGCUUCAGCUUCCAUAGCAAUCUUGAAUCACCAUCAAAGCUCUCUCAAUUUCAUGCUCAUUCUGCGUUCUUCUUCUCUGCGCUUAAUUUCUCUUCACCACCCUCACCCUCACCACCACCACCGCCACCGCGCAUUUUCCCAUUUCUUUAAGAAAAACCCUAACAGUCGGCCGCUUUCUCUCUUCCUCUGUAACUCCAAUUUCAAAUCCAAAUCCACAAUGUCUAAGCCUCCCAACGCUUUCGAUAUUCUUAUGAGGAAGAAAUCCGCCGCUGAUGAUAAAAAGCGAAAAUCUCCCGGUUCCCAAAUUGCCCCUCCCCAAACCCUAACCAAUUCCUCCUCGGAAAACCCUAAUUUACCACAAUUAGGGGAACAGCAACAGCAGAAGAAGCAAGAAAAUGAGAAAGAGCAACAAGUUGUUGUUAAUUCUAAGAAGCCGCGGUUGGCUAUUGCGGAGAUGAAAGGGAAGAUUAAAUCUCUGAUGAAACUUCCUAAAGAUUUUGACCCUGGAGAAGUCGUUUGUUGGGAGAAAGGCGAAAAGGUUCCGUUUGUAUUUGUUUGUUCAGCUUUUGAGUAUCUUGAAGAUGAGAAAGAGAAAGGAAGGGGUAAUAUUACUAAUGUGGCUACUAAUUUGUUGAGGACUGUUAUUUUUACCACCCCUGAUGAUUUGUUGGCCUUGGUUUAUCUUUUGGCUAAUCGGAUUGCCCCUGCUCAUGAGGGAGUUGAGUUGGGUAUUGGCGAAGCUAUGAUUGUUAAGGCUCUCGCCGAGGCGUUUGGGAGGACUGAGAAACAAGUUAAGAAGGAGUAUGAGACCACAGGAGAUUUGGGACGUGUUGCUCAAGCAAGCCGCUCAUCACAAUCUAUGAUGCGUCAACCAGACCCUUUAACAGUUGCCAAAGUAUUCAAUACGUUUCAGCUGAUUGCAAAGGAAUCUGGGAAGGACAGUCAAGAGAAAAAAAAGAACCGUAUCAAGGCACUUCUGGUUGCAGCCACUGACUGUGAGCCUCAAUAUCUAAUUCGUCUGCUUCAGGGAAAGUUGCGAAUAAAUAUGGCAGGGCAGACUCUUUUGGCUGCAUUGGGACAAGCUGCUGUGUUUUCUGAAAAGCAUGGCACUGCACCUUCUGUCCAGUCUCCUUUAGAUGAAGCUGCAAAGAUUGUUAAACAAGUGUAUUCUGUACUCCCUGUCUAUGAUAGAAUAGUCCCUGUUCUUCUUAAUGAUGGCGUAUGGAACCUUACUAAGACAUGUAGCUUUACACCUGGUGUUCCAGUUGGACCGAUGCUUGCAAAGCCAGCCAAAAGGGUUGCUGAUAUACUAGAAAAAUUCCAGGGUAAAUUUACCUGUGAAUACAAGUAUGAUGGUGAACGUGCCCAGGUACAUUAUAUGGAAAAUGGUUCAGUUGAGAUAUACAGUCGAAAUGCUGAGCGGAAUACUGGAAAGUAUCCUGAUGUUGUUGUUGCAAUUUCAAGAUUAAAGAAGUCCUCUGUUAAAUCGUUUGUUUUGGACUGUGAAAUAGUUGCUUAUAACCGUGAGAAAAAUAAAAUUCUGCCUUUUCAGAUCCUUAGUACCCGGCCGCGGAAAAAUGUGGUAAUUAGUGAUAUCAAGAUCAACGUUUGCAUAUUUGCCUUUGAUAUAUUAUAUCUUAAUGGAGAACCAGUUAUACAUAAACAACUUGAAGAGCGUAGAGAGAAGCUUUAUGAUUCAUUUGAGGAAGAGGCUGGAUAUUUUCAGUUUGCAACAGCAAUAACCUCAAGUGAUAUCGAGGAAAUUCAGAAGUUCCUCGAUGAUGCUGUUGAUGGAAGUUGCGAGGGUUUAAUCAUUAAAACGUUGGACAAUGAAGCUACUUAUGAGCCUUCAAAGCGAUCAAAUAACUGGAUAAAAUUGAAGAAGGAUUACAUUGAAAGUGUUGGGGACUCGCUAGACCUUGUACCUAUUGCUGCUUUCCAUGGUCGUGGAAAGCGUACUGGGGUAUAUGGUGCCUUUCUUCUUGGUUGUUACAACAGCAGUACUGAGGAGUAUGAAAGCAUAUGUAAAAUAGGCACUGGAUUUUCGGAGCAAAUGCUUGAAGAACGUUCUAGUAGUCUUCGUUCUAAAGUGAUUUCUCAACCAAAGUCAUACUACAGGUUUGAAGAAAAAAUUAAACCAGAUGUUUGGUUUGAGCCGAGUGAGGUGUGGGAGGUCAAAGCUGCAGACUUAACUAUUAGUCCUGUUUAUUGUGCUGCAGUUGGUAAAGUGAAUUCUGAAAAGGGAAUUUCUCUCAGAUUUCCACGUCUAAUGCGUGUCCGGGAGGACAAGUCCCCAGAAGAUGCCACAUCAUCUGAGCAGGUUGCCGAGUUGUAUAAUGCUCAGAAACAAAAUCAACCUAAUGGGGCUCAGGCUGACAGUGAUGAUGACCAGUAGCUGAAGACUUGAUCGACUGUUCAGUCGAUUUCCUGGGAAUUUUUCCUGCAAACAUCAGCAGCAUUGUGGAUACUUGUGAGUAAUUAUAUCAUCGAGCUGAAUGCAUAAUCUCAUCCUUCAGAUGUGCAUAUAUUUACAUGGUCAGGAUGACACUAAAAUGAAAAUUUCCAUCCCGAUUCAAACUGUAUUUAAAGUUUCUCCACAAUUGAAGCAAAGUCGGACUCUAGUGUUUCAAAAUCAUUUGUUCAACUGUGUUGCUUUAGUGAUGAUAGGAUUGAUAAAGAUUAAACGAAAUUGUCUUAAUCGGAAAUUAGGCAAAGAAUACCCGUCCAAUCAUAAUUCGGUUGCGCUUUUGAACAUCUAACAGAGUUGGCGACAUAAGUUCUUUGAAUAUUUCUCUAAUGUUGACAGUGUAGUGUGUGUAUUUCUGCUUUAAUGUAUCACUUUGCGUAUAGUAUUUCUCCA